AUGGUAGAGAUGAAAGAGAACAUGAGAAAAGCGAAUCUUGAAGAAGAUUUGGUCCACAGACCUGACUCCCCCUUUACGGCUUCCAUCAACGGUCACCCUCUACCACCAAAGUUCAAGUUGCCUUCUCUAGAUUCAUAUGAUGGGACACGAGACCCUUUUGAUCACAUUUCCACCUUCAAGACCACUAUGCAUCUUCAAGGGGUUCCCAAUGAAAUAAUGUGUAGAGCCUUCCCUACCACCCUCAAGGGCCCAACACGAGUGUGGUUCGGCAAAAUACCCCCAAAUUCAGUAAGUUCUUUUGAAGAAUUAAGCAAGUUGUUUGUCAAUAACUUCAUCGGAGGACAGAGACACAACUCUUCUAGCCUGUUGAACAUAGAACAGGGGGAAAAGAAAAGAUUGCGGUCCUUCAUCACCCGCUUUAAUAGGGAAGCCUUGGUGGUGGACAAGAUGGACGAUAAGUUGCUAUUGGCAGCUUUCCAUAAUGGAGUUAAUUCAGAUUUGUCCAUCCAUAAGCUUUACAAGCAAGAGCCUGAAACUAUGGCUGAACUUGUCCAUUCCACUCAGAACUUUAUGAACGCAGAAGAUGCGAUCAUAGCCAAGAAGUGGAAGAGAAUUGAGAAAAUGGAAGCGAACCGCCACUCUAAACAAGGCCCUUGUCCAAAGAAGGGACAGAUGGAUGAUAAAAAAAGACCGAGAUAA
This is a messenger RNA of Quercus robur (English oak), 699 nucleotides long. RefSeq lists its product as uncharacterized. The record is from RefSeq and is a predicted model, not a curated record. The coding region runs from base 1 to 699 and encodes 232 amino acids. NCBI's taxonomy places the organism in Eukaryota, Viridiplantae, Streptophyta, Magnoliopsida, Fagales, Fagaceae. The transcript has a single exon.